AUGGUGAAAUACGUGCUUCACUAUUUCAAGGGGCAGGUGCGCGGUGAGAGCAUUCGGCUGGCUUUCAAGCUGGCCGAGGUCGACUUUGAAGAAAAGAAUUUCGACUUUUCGGAAUGGCCGACGUUUAAGCCAAACUAUCCGACCCAGCAAGUGCCAGUCCUAGAGGUGGACGGGAAGAUGAUAGGACAGAGCAAAGCCAUCUUACGAUGGCCAAAGAAUUCGAUCACGAUCACCGACCUUUUUUUCUUCACUGCUGUUGAUUUCGUGGAUGUCAUGUCGAGGGGCGCCAACUCGUUGGAGAAGUUCCCCAAGUUAGGCGCCCUCAAGAGCCGCAUCGCCGCCAACCCCAAGAUCGCAGCGUGGCUGGCUGUCAGACCACCUGAUGCUGGAUUUUAA
Acanthaster planci (crown-of-thorns starfish) is the source of this 396-nucleotide messenger RNA. RefSeq names its product hematopoietic prostaglandin D synthase-like. Lineage: Eukaryota; Metazoa; Echinodermata; Asteroidea; Valvatida; Acanthasteridae. Gene Ontology annotation, biological process: glutathione metabolic process. The record is from RefSeq and is a predicted model, not a curated record. Gene Ontology annotation, molecular function: glutathione transferase activity.